GGAGCACUGGUUGUGGUAUCUAACGCGUUUCCGUUUCUGGCUCUGCUCUUUCUUUUUGACAUUGUCGGCCGACUAAGUAAUUUUGUCGCUUAAACAUUCAAUAUGGUUGCCGUAAAGAAACAGAAGAAGGCUUUGGAGAGCACCAAUGCUCGUCUGGCUCUGGUGAUGAAGUCCGGCAAAUACUGCCUGGGCUACAAGCAGACCUUGAAGACCCUGCGUCAGGGCAAAGCUAAGUUGGUGCUCAUCGCCAGCAACACUCCAGCUCUGAGGAAGUCUGAGAUUGAGUACUACGCCAUGUUGGCCAAGACCGAGGUCCAGCACUACAGUGGCACCAACAUUGAGUUGGGCACCGCUUGCGGCAAGUACUUCCGCGUGUGCACCAUGUCCAUUACCGAUCCUGGAGAUUCGGACAUCAUCCGCUCGCUGCCCGACAACUAAGUAAAUGAUUACAACUAGUUUUCCGUUUUUUUGCUGAAAUAAAAAAAGCUAUUCGUAAUUGUA
Molecule: messenger RNA, 501 nt
Organism: Drosophila nasuta
Lineage: Eukaryota; Metazoa; Arthropoda; Insecta; Diptera; Drosophilidae
Gene: RpL30
Product: ribosomal protein L30
Exons: 4
Coding region: 103-438 (111 amino acids)
Cellular component (GO): cytosolic large ribosomal subunit
Molecular function (GO): RNA binding; structural constituent of ribosome
Source: RefSeq, a predicted model, not a curated record